AGCGCCGAGACUGCACGUGGACAAAACAACAAGAAUAUGAUGAAUUACUAAGAUUGUUACCUGGAAGAAGCAAAAAAUAAGCGCGACGUAACGCAAAACGAGAACUGAAACGAAGCUAAUGGAUAGAGUGAGACAGCUGACAUUGAAUACCAAGUGGAUCUCAACCGUAGCCAGCAUCUGGAUCCAGUGCACCAGCGGUUCACUUUACACCUUUUCAAUCUACUCUUCCACUCUCAAAACCACCCAACACUACGACCAAUCAACGCUCGACACUGUCUCCGUCUUUAAGGAUAUCGGGGCCAAUUCCGGAAUUCUCUCUGGCCUUCUCUACACAUACGCCACUAAAGAUCAUCACUGUCCUCACCAACAACAACGACGACGAUGGACCCGUUUUCUGGGGCCUUGGGUGGUCCACAUGACUGGGGCGAUCCAGUGCUUUGCGGGUUACUUCUUAAUGUGGGCCUCCGUUGUGGGGUUGAUUCCAAGGCCGCCGGUUCCGGUCAUGUGCUUGUUUAUGUUAUUGGCGGCUCAUGCGAUGACGUUUUUUAACACGGCUGAUGUUGUCACCUCUGUAAGGAAUUUUCCUUCUUACAGUGGGACUGCUGUCGGCAUAAUGAAGGGAUUUCUUGGUCUAAGUGGAGCCAUUUUGAUCCAAGUAUAUCAGACCAUUUUUAACAAUAAUCCGACCUCAUAUCUUUUGAUGCUGGCAAUAUUGCCGACUGUCAACCCUUUGUUGCUCAUGUGGUUUGUGAGAAUCUACGACAAGAAUGAAGGAGAUGUGAAGAACUUGAACAGUUAUUCAUUGACUGCUCUGAUUGUUGCUGCUUAUCUGAUGGUCAUUAUAAUAUUGGAAAACAUUUUUACUCUUCCAGGUUUAGUGCGCUUCUUUGUAUUUGUUGUACUUCUGUUUUUGCUUGUGUCUCCCCUUUAUUUUGCAAUUAGAGAACAGGAAAGGGAUUUUGGUAGGAUUUCAGGGACUUCCUUUUGUGAAGGGGAGCAGAUAACGGCUGACCCUCAUCAGAUGGAUGCCAGGAAAAUUAUUGCAAGACAAGAUCCUACUGGAUAUCAGUGUUUGCCUAGCAGCUUGGGUGAAGAGAUGGAUACUAACGAUGAAAGAGCUUCACAAUGGAGCGAAAACCUGAAUCUGUUGCAAGCCAUGUGCACAGUGGACUUCUGGAUUUUGUUUCUUGCUAUGGCAUGUGGUAUGGGCUCAGGACUUGCCACGGUCAAUAAUAUCAGUCAGAUAGGAGGAUCUUUUGGUUAUUCAAGCUUUGAAACAAAUUCUUUGGUUUCUUUGUGGAGCAUAUGGAAUUUUCUUGGUCGUUUUGGAGCUGGUUAUGUGUCAGAUUAUAUCCUCCAUGUUAGAGGAUGGGCAAGGCCUUUGUUCAUGGUCAUCACUCUUGCAACCAUGAGCAUUGGUCAUUUGGUGAUUGCUUCUGGUUUGCGUGGUGCUCUCUAUGCUGGUUCAAUAUUGGUGGGUGUUUGUUAUGGUUCUCAGUGGUCAUUGAUGCCCACAAUUGCUUCUGAGAUAUAUGGAGUAGGCCAUCUGGGCACCAUAUUCAAUACCAUUACUAUAGCCAGUCCUGUUGGAUCUUAUAUUUUCUCUGUUAGAGUGGUUGGGUAUAUUUAUGACAGAGAAGCAUCAGGAGAAGGAAAUACAUGCAUUGGGACUCACUGCUUCAUGUUAUCUUUUCUCAUAAUGGCAUCUGCUACUCUUUUGGGUUCUCUUGCUGCUUUGGGAUUGUUUUUUCGGACAAAAAGGUUCUAUAAUGAGGUUAUACUUCGAAGACUGUUACAUUCUGCAAGGGAGUAGAAUAUUCAAACACAAUUUUUUUUUUUCCUUUGUUGCGAUGAAGUGGGUGAAAGGCAAUCUCUGCAAUGCUUUCUAAUGCUUCUGGCAAUAUGAUUUUGAACUGGAUAUUACUAGACCUGUGGAGAUGUAAUGGAAAAAGGAGGAUGCGAACUGUUUUUGUUAGGCUAUAUUACCAAAAUACUGUUGUAUAUUUUCUCCCAGUGGCACAUCUGAUUUAGAAUUUAAUACUAAUAUGAACAGUUCUGCGAGUUUUAACA
Molecule: messenger RNA, 2070 nt
Organism: Pistacia vera
Lineage: Eukaryota; Viridiplantae; Streptophyta; Magnoliopsida; Sapindales; Anacardiaceae
Product: protein NUCLEAR FUSION DEFECTIVE 4-like
Exons: 2
Coding region: 119-1813 (564 amino acids)
Biological process (GO): transmembrane transport
Cellular component (GO): membrane
Molecular function (GO): transmembrane transporter activity
Source: RefSeq, a predicted model, not a curated record